AUGUCUUUCCCCGAAACCGUAAUCCCCCAAGGCUCCUGGGUUCUCAUUACCGGCGUCACAGGCCAUGUUGCAGCACACACGGCUAAAAAACUUCUCCAACGUGGCUUCAAAGUCCGCGGCUCCGUUAGAGAUCUGGAGGCCGCCCAAUGGCUCACUCAGGACGUCUUCAAGUCAUUCGCGGACCGCGGUGAUCUCGAGCUCGUCCACGUCCCAGACCUCGGCGCGAAGAACGCCUUCGACGAAGCCAUCACGGGUGUCUCAGCUAUCGUUCACAUCGCCUCAAUCCUCUCAUUCUCAAACAAUCCCAGAGAAGUCAUUCCACCCGUCGUCAAAAGCGUCACCUCCAUCCUCGAUGCCGCGGCUCGCGAGCCAUCAGUCAAGUCAUUCGUCUACACCAGCUCCAUUGCCGCCGCAGUGGAUAUCACCCCGGGCGCAAACGCUCAGCACGCGGGACCGGAUGCCUGGAACGACAAGGCGGUCGAGGUCGCUUGGGCUCCGCCGCCACACCUUGAGAACUAUUGGCACAUGGUCUACCAGGCCAGCAAAGUCGAGGCAGAGAAGGCCGUGUGGGACUUCGUGAAGAAGAACAAACCUCAUUACAACGUCAAUGUUGUCAGCCCUGCGACGGUGUUGGGCGAGGCGCUUCACCAGAAGCAUUUGCUGUCUCCGUACCCGUGGCUCAAGAACCUCUAUUACGGAAAAGCAGAGAUCGGAGCUUUAUUCCAGGCUAUCAUCCAUGUUGACGUCCAAGAUGUUGCGAUCCUCCACGUGGCCGCGGCACUCGAUCCCGAUUGCAAUGGCGCGCGAAUACAGGCGUGGGGUGAGCACUGCAACAUGAAUGAUAUUCUUGCCAUUCUGCGGAAGACUUAUCCGGGCAGGAACAUCAUGGAUGACUUCGACAAUCAGACAAAGCUGGAGGUCACGGCUGACUCUGAACAACCCUUGGCCUUGCUCAAGAAAUGGGGAAGUCAAGAAGGAUGGACAUCACUCGAGAAGAGUGCGAUCAAGGAGAUGCAAGGGGUUCUAAAGUGGUUCCCUGAAAAUUGA
Molecule: messenger RNA, 1047 nt
Organism: Colletotrichum gloeosporioides
Lineage: Eukaryota; Fungi; Ascomycota; Sordariomycetes; Glomerellales; Glomerellaceae
Exons: 2
Coding region: 1-1047 (348 amino acids)
Biological process (GO): steroid biosynthetic process
Molecular function (GO): 3-beta-hydroxy-Delta5-steroid dehydrogenase (NAD+) activity
Source: RefSeq, a predicted model, not a curated record